This is a messenger RNA of Cheilinus undulatus (humphead wrasse), 1163 nucleotides long. RefSeq names its product putative deoxyribonuclease TATDN3 (gene tatdn3l). The record is from RefSeq and is a predicted model, not a curated record. The coding region runs from base 140 to 952 and encodes 270 amino acids. The transcript has 10 exons. Lineage: Eukaryota; Metazoa; Chordata; Actinopteri; Labriformes; Labridae. Gene Ontology annotation, molecular function: hydrolase activity, acting on ester bonds.
CAAAACCAAUCCUAUGUAACGCAACGCCGCUUUCCCGGGCGACUCUGCAUUCUAAAUCUCGCGCUCCCACGCAUGCGUGGUUUGCCUCUCUUUCCGGAAGACGGUAAUGUUUUGGUUCUGAACGCUGAAUCGUCCACACAUGCAUGGCUACGUUGACUGUCACUGUCAUAUCUCUGCGGGGGAUUUUGACAAGGACAUAGAGGAGGUGGUAGAGAACUCCAAAAAGGCAGGGUUAUUGGCUUUGUUAGCAGUGGCCGAGCAUGCAGGAGAAUUUGAAAAGAUCAUCGAGCUGUCACAGAGGUUUCCAGGAUUUAUCUUCCCCUGUUUAGGUGUUCAUCCUGUUCAAGAAGUUUCCCCAGAGAAACAAAGGGGGGCAACUGCACAGGAUCUUGACGCUGCUCUACCCAUUAUAGAGAAAUACAAAGAACACCUUGUGGCUAUUGGGGAGGUUGGUUUAGAUUUUACACCCAGAUAUGUCAGCAGUGACUCUGAUAAAGAGAGCCAAAGACAGGUUCUUAUCCAUCAGGCACAGAUAGCCAAGGAGCUGGAUCUCCCUCUAAAUGUUCAUUCAAGAUCAGCAGGAAGACCCACCAUCCAACUCCUCAAAGAGCAGGGUGUCGAAAAAGUCCUACUUCAUGCUUUUGAUGGUAAACCGUCUGUCGCCAUGGAGGGGGUGAAGGCUGGAUAUUUCUUUUCUAUCCCACCAUCCAUAAUACGGAGUGAACAGAAGCAGAAACUUGUGAAACAGCUGCCAUUAGAGAACAUCUGCCUGGAAACUGAUUCACCUGCUCUUGGGCCAGAGAAGCAGGUGAGAAAUGAGCCCAAAAACAUCAGUAUCUCUGCUGAGUACAUCAGUAAGAUUAAAGGAGUGUCGCUGCAGAUGGUGAUGGAGGUGACGACACAGAACGCUCUCAGACUCUUCCCAAAGCUAAAGGCUGCCAUCAAACCCUGACAAAGACUUAAAGAGUCAAGUCGUAUGGCUGGAUUAUUUUUAACACAUCCAAGUACCUAAACAUGGAAGUCUGUUAUACUGGGAUAUCCUGGAGUGAAAAUAAAUAACAGUGUCAGAGGCUUCAGAGGGACAUUAUAGUGGACUUGAUGACUUAAGGACAUGUAUUUAUGUUUAUCAUCUCUUAAAUAAAGGCAGAGGAUGGAACAAUUUA